CCUCUCUUUCCUUCUCUCCAAACAAGCCAUCUGAUCUCAUUUCAUUCCAUCUUUGACCGACUCCAACCAAACCAAAACCCGAUGUGCUUCUCCCGGAGAUAGAAACUGAAACCCCCAAAGAUCGAAGGUUGACUCUUCUUUGCCGUAUCACUUGCUCAAGUCAAGAGAGGGUUGUUGUGCUUGUGUUUUGGGGAGUUUUCGCAGUUGGGUUUUGUGUGUUGUGUUUCAAAUCUUUGUUGGGUUGUUCUCUGUUGGCUGAUUUGGGCUUUGGGUCUGUUCUGUUUUGAGGGUUAGACUACAGACAAGGAAAAAAGUCAGAUUUGUUGUUGCUGGUUGUUUGAAGCUUUAAUUGUAUCUGGGAUUUUUGUGUUGGAGUGAGCUGAGCAAAACGGUAGCUUUUGUGCUCGAUUUGUUUGGAUUUGCUUGUCAUUGAGCUAACUCGGGUUGUGUUGAGCUUGGUUUUGGAGCUUCCGGGUGAUUUAUGAAGGUUUUACUUGUCAAGUAUGUGGAAAUUGUUUGAUGAAGUUGUUUACUGUGGUUCAAGCUUCUGCCUUUGAGCUUCAAGUUUGAAUCUUUGAAGUUCUGAGCUCUUUUUUUGAAGCUUAUGAAUGGUUUGACUUUGUGGAGGCAUUCACAGAAGGUAGAUUGGUUGGCUUUGUGAGUUUUUUUGUGUUCCUUUAAAAAAUGGAUAACUCCACGAAUAGGCAUGCUGAUCAUUUGGGGGUGAACAAGAUGGGGAAAAACAUAAGGAAGAGCCCUUUGCAUCAACCCAAUUUCAGUAACGGUACUGCUGGUGCUGCUAAUGUUGCGAAUACUGCUAGGCAGCAGCCUCAGCCUCAGGUGUACAACAUAAGCAAGAAUGACUUUAGGAACAUUGUUCAGCAGCUUACUGGUUCGCCAUCACAAGAUCCUUUGCCGAGGCCUCCCCAGGGUCCCCCCAAACCCCAAAGUAUGCGGCUGCAGAAGAUUAGACCUCCUCCAUUGACACCUCUCAAUAGACCUGUAGCCCCACCUCCGGCCCCUGUGCAGUCAGCGCCACCACCAGUUCCUUACAAUAAUGCCUUUAGGCCUCCCCAUUUUGGACAACCAUCUCCAACACCGAUGCCACCAUUUCCACAUGGAGAUUCAAUGUGGCCGAAUACAGCUGAGUCUCCAAUCUCAGCAUAUAUGCGGUACCUUCAAACUUCAAUGUUGGAUCCAACUCCGAGGGGAAACCAGCCUCAGCCGCAACCACAAGGUCCAGGUCAAAUUCAAGGACAGCCACCAUCAACUGGUUUACUUCCCCAUCCAUCCUCCAUGCAUGCGCAGCCACCCCCAGGGAUGAAUGGCCCUGUACCACCUGCACCUAAUCUCCCAUCCCCGCGAAUGAAUGGUCCUCCUCUUUUACCCUCUCCAACUUCGCAGUUCCUGUUGCCAUCCCCAACCAGUUACAACUACUUGUUAUCUCCACGGUCACCUUAUCCAUUGCUUUCACCUGGGACACAGUUUCCUCCACUGACCCCCAAUUUUCAGUUCUCACAAUCAGGGAUUUUAGGUCCAGGGCCACAAGCCCCACCUUCUCCAGGAUUUUUAUAUCCGUUAUCUCCUUCAGGGUUCUUUCCCAUGCCAAGUCCGCGAUGGAGGGGUCAAUAGGGAUCUCAGCAGUGUUAUGCAUUUUGCUUCCAUGCUUGUUGCUGAGCUCGUUUUUUAUGUAGAUUUGUCUACUUCUUCGAAGAGCUUCUCGUGUAAAAUGUAUUGUAUACUGGUAGUGUAAGAGGUCCUUUCAAUCACUUGUAGUGAUCAUUUGAUUCUGUUUGUUUAUCAUUGACACAUUCUGCAGCUAAUCCCAAAUUCUGUAACAGCUGCUAUCUUUUUUAUUUUUUUUUCAACAAGUUCAAAGUGAAGAUCAUCAACGAGGCAAGUGGAAGAUGGACAGGAGCAUAAGUAUAACAUGAAAGUCAGAAACCCCAAGUUGUAACCUGAAAGGAGGUAGGACACUUGAACUACAUAUGUAGCUCUUUAGAAAGAGUUCUUGUAAUUGUGGUAUCUAAAUUAAAUCUUAGUUUGAUGUUGAAUUCUUUUUCAAUCAGAUUUUUCAUCUUAGUUGAUUCCGAAUUUGUUGUACGUUUGUUCAAUGUAGGAUAUCUUGCUUGACAUCCACUUACUAGUUUCAGGUUUGAAAUUAAGUUAAACUAAGAUUCUGUAAUCUUAUUUGUAUUCAUUAUGUUGAAAUAAAGAUUUAUUCGGAAGAAAAAUUUAUUAGA
Argentina anserina (silverweed cinquefoil) is the source of this 2243-nucleotide messenger RNA. RefSeq names its product protein HAIKU1-like. The transcript is spliced from 2 exons. The record is from RefSeq and is a predicted model, not a curated record. Lineage: Eukaryota; Viridiplantae; Streptophyta; Magnoliopsida; Rosales; Rosaceae. Bases 685 to 1632 code for a protein of 315 amino acids.